Macrobrachium nipponense is the source of this 7310-nucleotide messenger RNA. RefSeq lists its product as uncharacterized. The transcript has 25 exons. Gene Ontology annotation, molecular function: calcium channel activity; protein binding. Gene Ontology annotation, biological process: detection of mechanical stimulus. Gene Ontology annotation, cellular component: membrane. The coding region runs from base 88 to 6699 and encodes 2203 amino acids. NCBI's taxonomy places the organism in Eukaryota, Metazoa, Arthropoda, Malacostraca, Decapoda, Palaemonidae. The record is from RefSeq and is a predicted model, not a curated record.
GGUGAUAUCGAAGACGACGAUGCUGGAGGCUGGGCGUCCAUACAGAAGUCUGGUUCCCCUUCUCAUGCUAUCCAAGAAGCUGCUGCCAUGCCCGUUCGAACUCAUAAUUACGAAGGCUACCUUCAGAAAUAUGCAAAUGCAACGGGCGAAGUUCCGGAUUUCUCCUGCGCCCCUGAUCAGUGGCACGAGUGUCGACAGAGUUCUGGCUCCAGGGGUGCUGAUUCUACCCUGAGAGUCCUCCAAAAGACCCUUGGGGGUCCCGCCGAGGGGGAUGGGGUCAUGAGAGAGACGAGUGGUGAGAAAGAAGAUCCAUUCAUCACCGAAGAAAGCCAGAUGGACGUGUGGCCGUUCAGUCACCUAACGUCAACAGGAGUCCAUCAACCCGUUUUGGUCUUUUAUAAUUAUAAAGACUUGUUGGCAGAGGAUUUUUCGUAUGUUUUACAUCUGUCAACUUUUAAUAUGCGAACACAGCGUUAUGGUCACGCCAAGCAGGUUAUCCGCUUCUCGCCAACCCCUACUUUGGAAAAUUGCCAGGUGGUGAAUCUGCCUUUGAAGAAGAACUGGUUUCAAGCUUCAUGCCAGAAUGUGGAUGGAGAAUUCCGGCCGGUCUACUUGCAGUGGAGUUACCAGUUCAUGAAGGGCAAAGCAAAGACGAUUUUCUAUCACGGUACCAAAAGUAGCGUCCAGGUUCCUCUACCUUCAGGAUCCAGUAUCAACAGCUACACAAUAUACGUCAGCCUGAAAGCAAUAGACGGGAAAGGAGUAACGUCAUGGUUUCCACAGACCUUCCAGGUUACUGUCUUCCCUCGUUCCGGUGCUGGUGGCGACGGAGUUUUUUCCAUAUUCAAAGACAUUGCCAACUUAGUCAAUGAAAAUCCUUCAAUAUUCCUGCAGGAAGUGAGAACCCUUGCCUACGAGUUGAACUUGCUGGAGGAUAGUGAUUUAGCUGAAACCGUAGUUGACAACGUCCUCGCUCUCACCUUUUACCGGAAUAGAUGUAGAAACAGCCUUGAGGCAACAACAGAACCUUCCUUGCGUCGGUUCUUCCAAUUAUUCAAAAGUGUCAACUUGCUGAUAGCCUGUGCUAGAGAUCAUUUGGCUGAAAAAAUAGUUGAGCUUCCUGUCAGGGACGAAAUGGAAGUCUUGCAAGUGCUGUCAGCUCUUCAGAUGACAGUAGAUGCAAAGGAAUCCAUAUCCAGUAUGACGUACACAAGGGUCAUUUCUGCAAUGCAGACCGCGUCGCUCAUGAUGUGGUGGAAUUAUAAGACUGAACUCAGAACGGAGGCUGCCAAACAGUACUUUCUUUUGUCCUCGUCGAUGCUGGACGCACAAACAUCGAUCUAUGAUUGGGACUCUUCUCUUAUCGAGCUGAGCGGUCUCGUCAUCUCCAUGCUGUUCAAUGUUAUGAAGGUCGAGACGAGAGCGAGAUUUCGCGAGGAACCUCCCCUGUCCUAUUCUUCUUCGACAUUGAGCUUUGUGGGUUAUGUGUCCGACGCAAAGAGCAUGAAUCAUUGGAACAAGACGGUGCCUUACGUUUUCGAACCUGGCUGGUUUCCCCAAGGAGUUCACUUGGUGCAGAGUCUUGUCCACCAAAGAUCCCCUUAUGAGGUUUGCGGUGGAUGUGUCUCUUCACAGGUGGUCAACAUCGAUCUGCAUCUCAAAGGCCUCAUAAUGAGAGCUGUGAAGGUCAGACUUCCUCGCUCAUUAGAAUCUACGGGGACAGAUUACGACUUUCGGAGGGAGGGGGUCCUCACCCCGCAGUCCCUGAAUGUGUAUGAAUUUGAAGUUGGCAGAGAGCACGAAGACAUGACCUUCAGCGUCGUCCUUCAGGUCGUCCAAGCUUUCAACCCGAAAUAUCCUGUGGCUGCGGUAGUUCUCAUAUGCGACAAAUUGGAGGAGCUUUAUGAACCGCUGUACAAGAAGGAACUUACUGCUACUGUAUUUUUUUCUCAAGUCCAGCUCAAUGUCCCUGCAGGAGCACUCUCCAAGGGCAUCAAGUUGCUCGUUAUCAUGGAUAAAAAUGUCUAUGAAAAUAACUGGGCUCGUCAUAAUAAAUCCAGUGAAAAUCAAGGAGGAAAAUUCAGAGUAGCAGGCUGGUGGUCACAGUGCCUCCUUUGGAAUGGCACCAGUUGGGGUGGUGAUAAUUGUACUGUGGUAGAAGACUCAACAACAUGGGAUGUUACGACUUGCAGGUGUCAGUCUGUGCACUCAGUCUAUGGAGCUAAAGUUAUACCAAUUUUAGAAGAAGAGAGCAAGAUAGAUGUCAAUGAACUAAUGCUUGUGGAGACCUAUGGAGCAUUAUACUUUAUUAUUACAGUUUUAGUUAUAUAUUUUCUGUUGGUGAUCGUCCUUCAAACCUCUGAGCGCCAUCGCCUAAAACGAAGGAAUAUUUGGCUGCGAGAUAAUAAGCCAGAUCAUGAAUGGGCCUACUUAUUGACCAUCAAGACAGGGACGCAAUGGAAUGCCGGAACUACAUCUAAAGUCUAUGCCAUCAUUCAUGGAACACAUGGAAUGAGUGAGACUAGGGAAUUACAAUCCAGCCAAACUGGCCAGCUUUUCAGCAGAGGAUCUCUAUGCACUUUCAUCCUAACGACUGCCGAAAACUUGGGUGAUAUUUUAAAAGUUCAGGUUUGGCAUGACAACAGCGGUGGAAAUGAUUCAGGCUGGUAUGUCUGUGAAACAAGUGUCGCUGAUCUGGUGAUGGGAGCAAGGUAUGCUUAUCCUUGCUAUCGGUGGUUGUCUGUCUGCGCUGAUGAUGCCAAAGUGGAACGAGAAAUUACGCUAGAGAGUCCAACAACGUUUUCUCAGGAUUUUGAGCAUUUCUUGCCCCAGUAUGCUAGUGAACAUAUGUUAUGGUCAUCUCUCCUGACAACGUCAAAUACAGCAAAAUUUUUCCGACUUCAACGCUUGACUAUAUGUCUAAUAGUCUGCGUAUGUUUGGGCACAAUAUCACUAGCAGUUGUUCAGAUGAUCAAUAAUGAGCACACAAUGAUGGUUCCUGACAUGCACAUAGAAUCAUUAUUUUUUGGUUUUAUGAUUGCUACUCUUCUGCUGCCCAUUCAGUGGCUGUUAGAAAUGAUUUUUAAGAUGAGUAAUAGACUGGAGGAAAAGGAAUACAACAACAAAAUUGUGCUUGAUACAAUUAGACCUGUAGUGGAAGCCUCACUAGAAAGUUCUUUGGACCAAGACAGCAUUGCAGACAACAGCGAUGAAGAUGACAAUUGUGAGCUUUUUGAUCCAAAUGAUCCCCUUUGGUCUCACCUAACCGACUGGGCCCAUUCUGUUGAAAUGUUAAACUGUCAUAAUUCUGUACUACACCCUACCCUUCGUCGUCGCACAACUGACAGCAUUUUGAGCAAGCGUAUUCCUAGUGCAAGUACAAGCCACGUGGGCAUUACUGAGACUUCAGAACCCUCUGUAACAGGUGAGCUGCCUCAGGUGGCUGGUGUUGGAGAAUGCCUGCCUGUUAACGGAAUUAACAACAAUUCUGAAGACACCGAUGCCAAAAAAUGCUCUCCAUUAGCAACUUAUCAGUUCUUCUCAGAACUAAGCAGAACAUUGGGUAAUUUUUUUGCCUUCUUCAAGAAACCAAAAAGAGUUCAGUAUAAAAAGAGAGGUCAGUAUUCAGAUGAAGAAGGCUGGACUCACAAAGAGGAAGAGGAGGAGGAGGGUGAGGAAGAUAUCACUGAAGAAUUCAGUUUGAAAUCCAAUAUCACUUUUAUCUUCUCACAGUGCAUUGGAUGGGUCGUCUGCUGUGUGUUUUUCGCUCUAUGUUGUAUGUUUCUCUUUGUGCGAGGACCUGGGAUGCCUGCUGACUAUGGUGCUCUGUGGGUUCAUAUAAUUUAUGUGUCUUUAUGUUGCUCAGUUUUCAUCAUGCAGCCAUUCGUCAUUGUAAUUUACACUCUUUAUAAGGUUUGUAUGUACCGUUGGCUAGGAUGUAGAGGAUGCAUCAGUAAUUGUGUGACUGUACCUUUGGAUCAAGUUGUUUCUAUAUGGAACCACUACCAGACUGUGUUAUCAAGAAACAAGCAUGUGAACGCUGGAGCAGUUAAGGAAAAGUUGCUCCAAGACCGUCAGAGGAAACGAGACUUAAGAUUUGCUCACCCUCCAGCUGAAGAUUACUUGUUAAAGUGUCGCGAGAAAGAAUUACGGCACGAGAGAGUUUCACGUUUACUUGUCAGCGCCCUUGGUCAUAUCUUGUUUUUGACAUUACUAAUCAUCAUAUCCAGCAAGGCAAAUGUCACGGAGCGUUUUAGGCUUAACCAGGCCAUGCAUAAUGCUAUGGUAAAUGGGUCUUGUCUUGACAAAGAUCGGUAUCUUGACCCUUGCACGGAGACAGAAAGCUUUGAGUCUUGCAAUCUCCAAAAGAAUCCUAAAUACAUGAGUUUCAAAGAUAUCACUUCGAAAGACGAAUGGUGGAAGUGGGCAAAUUCUGAACUACUGGCUCUGACAUAUAAUGUAGACUCAGAUUACACAUCAUAUGACAUAUUUUGUGACACAAGCAGCAUUAUUAUUGGAACACCCAGGCUGCGCAAGUAUGUCAUGAAUUCCGAGGAGUGUGUGGCAUCCAAAUUUAAGGUUGAUAAUAACACCUCUUUAGCAGAUCUUCUGAAAAUUAAAAAAUGUUACCCAGAUUAUAUUGACGUCGCUCAUCUUUUUGGGUUUAAUGCGUUCACGAACAAAGAAUAUGAAUGGGAUGCCCAUUUCCUUGCUAUCAUUCAAGGAAUGUUCAGUCAGUACAGCUACACAGAAUUAAAGCAAAAUUUACCUAACAACAGAUUUAAAGCUGUCACUUUACUAUUAUUGCUUGGAAGCCAGAACUGGAUCGAUGUUUCAACACGAGCUGUCAUUACAGAGUUCACACUUUACCACCCAACAUCCAAAAUUUAUACCACCAUUAACCUGUUAGCAGAAUUUCCAUCUGUAUCAGGAGCCAAGGUCUCAACAUAUGUUUGGUCAACAGAUGUUGAGAGGUAUAGAGGUGGAUGGGCAUAUGUAUGCAUGUUUGGUGAAACUUUGCUGUUAGCCAUUGCUAUGUAUUACCUUUACCAUUCUGCCAUUUACUUGUAUUCUUGCCAGUUCAGGUUUUGGCAGUCCUUUUGGGGUAUGCUAGACCUCCUGAUGACAUUUUUUAGUUGGAGUUACGUAGUCUGCCUUAUGCUGAGGGUUCAGAUUGCUGAAGAUAUCACAUGGCAACUGCAAGUUGCCUAUUUUCAAACUUUUGUCAAUUUGAAAAGCCUUGUAACAUGGGAUAAUAUUUUGGAGGGAAAGAUGGGUGUAAUGGUAGCAGUGCAUUCUCUUCGUUGCCUUGAACUUUUGAAGUACAUCCCUCGGUUGAGGCGACUAGGCCUUAUUUUGGCAGGAGCUGCUAAGGAUGUAUUGGUAAUAAGUAUUUUCCUCUCGCUGAUGCUGGUGUGCUGUAUUUUCCUUGGAUACUUAUGGUUCAGUGCUGUUUUAUGGGAGUUCCACACAGUGACUGAGGUGGUACUCACCACUUUCAGAAUUCUAAUUGCCCACCUACCAUUUUUGAAUUUCAUUGAGGAGAAUACUAGCGGUUUACUGACUGUUCUUGGAAAGCUGUAUUAUUUAGUGAACUUUGUGUUAUUAUUCCAGUUGACAAGGUCCCUGUUUGUAGCAGCAUUCAUCAAUUCUUAUAAAUCAUAUGUAGCUAUGCCAAGUAUUGAAAUAACGUUAGAGGACUUUCAAAGUUAUUUUUGGAGCAAGUGGGAAUGCUGGAAGCAGAAAGUUAUGAAGAAGGCAGAAGAUGUUGGUAUUGACAGAAAGGAUACGGUACCGCCUGAUUUCUACAUGGCAGAAAUUGAAAUGCAAAUAAAUCAGGUUCAGAACAGCCUAAACACCUUUGCUGAUUCCCUUGGCAUAACUUUGGAGGAGAUUCCUGACUUCGAAGAUUCAUCAGUGUAUAGUGAAAGCUUAUGCAGUAAUGAAGGGAGGUCAAGGUCAAGAAAGCUUUCUGGUGACAGUGAUUCAAGUUGGAAACCAGAAGAAUUUAAGGUCGGUCAGGUUAAAAGCUCUACUUUCAAGAAUGAAUUAGAACAGUUGUUGGAACCAUUGCAAAGCAAAGUCUUGGAAAUAGUAAAUCAGAACGUGAACCAAGAUGGAAGUAGUGACAGAGCUGAAGGGUUGGUUGUAUCAGUUGAAACCAUGAGACAUAAGGAAGAUAGAGUAUUAGAUACAACAUUUAAUUUGGACGCAUUUACCGACGUAGCAAGUUGUCAGACUGAAAUCGAAGCCUUGUCUCGUAAAUGUAAUUUAGCAUCUUUAAGCUCAACCAUAAAAGUUCAAGCUGAAGAUAAUGGGGAACAGUUAGAGAAGUUCCUGAAGGAUGUUUCAGCCGCUUCAGGUGUACAGAAACCAGUCACAUCGUUCGGAAAAUAUGGAAAAACGUGUGGAAAGCUCAAUGCUAAAUUUCCCUCCAAAACACCUUCAGCCUCUGAGAGUUUGAAUGCUAUGCAAAAUACAAGUAAUAGAAGCUCUUUUGAAACAUCUGGUCAGAAACGUCAGAAACAGUCAACAAUGCUUUUUGACGCGCAUGAUAAUUUGGAAUGUCCACUUCAAAGUUCCCCGGCAACCAUGCUGGGAUCAAACCUGCGUCGCACAAAGACACAUGGUCGAGGAAAAGGCCACGUUGAUGUAUUAGACAUUGAAAGUUUUAAAACUGAUAGUGAUGAAGAAUCAUAAUUUUGUGUAGGGUUACAUUAGUACCAAAUUCUUAUAUUCUUUUAGUAUGUUCUUGAACAGUAGGAAACCUCAUGAAAUAUGUAGUUGUUAGAAUAAAGGAAAAAGUCGAAAACUAUUUUUAGUUUUCUCUCACCCAGACGACUACUAAUUCAUAUGCGACGCAUUUAGGGGUCAUUUGUUUUUAGAGUGCUGAGAUAUACCUUUGUUCGAGGAUCUGUGUGAAUUUAUUCUCUUUAAAUUUCUAAAAAAUUUGGGACAGUUAUUCUUAAAGCAGUAAUGCAUAUAUCAUUAUAAGGUAUUAAGACAAUUUAUACUGCAAUUAAUGAAUUGGAAAAGUCUUCCAGUACAAAGAUUCAGAUAUCCGUGUCAAGCCAAAGGAUUUUUCAGAACUUGCAUAAUAUUCUACAGAAUGAGUUUAUUUUUUAUUGUGUACCUGUUCAGAUUUCAUGGUUGCCAUGGAGAGCAUUUCUUGUUACGAUAUCUCCAUUACUAGGAUGAAUUUUCAUGUGAGGCUUUUACAAUUUUUAGUUGUCAAUUAUGGGUUUACUUUAAUAUUGGCUUAUAUUUACAAGUGAAUUAAUCUGAUUGGUGUAAUAAAAGUGUAGAGGUAC